AUGAGCAGAUCCCACUUUGCGCUGGAGACGGAUGAUGGCCUUGCGGAGGAUCCGAACGGAGCCACGAAGGGGGCAGCUGGGGCGGAGCAUGGACUGCCACCCUUGGAGAGCCCUUUCCAGAAGGAAGCCCCUCCCUCCCCCCAGAUCCGGGUGAACCUGAAUUACCGGCCAGGACUCGUCCCACCGGAUGAUCCAAAUUACUUCGACAACAAGCGCAUUUUCCAAGCCGUAGUCGCGGGAGGCCCGGAACGGCUCAAUGGCCUGAGUAAUUAUCUGCGGAGAACGUCCACCUUUCUCACCGACACUCAAUUUAGAGAUGGGAAGAAGGGGAAGACCUGUUUGAUGAAGGCCUUGCUCCAUUUGAAAGAUGGACAGAACCCCACUAUCCCUUUGCUCCUGGAGAUAGACAAGGAGACAGAGAACCCCAGGUCUUUGGUCAACACCGCUUGCACUGACAGCUACGAGGGCCAAACAGCGCUCCACAUCGCCAUUGAGAAGAGGAACCUUGCUCUUGUGAAGCUCCUGGUGGAGAACGGGGCUCGUGUCCAUGCCAAGGCUUCUGGUUUUUUCUUCAAGAAGGACCACAAAGAGGCUCGCUUUUAUUUCGGUGAACUUCCUCUCUCCUUGGCUGCUUGUACCAACCAGCCAGAAGUGGUCAUGUACCUUCUGGAUAACGAAUACCAGAAGGCCAGGCUGACCGAGAAGGAUUCCAUGGGCAACACCGUCCUCCAUGCGCUGGUGAUGGUGGCCAAUGACACGGAGAAGAACACUGAGCUCGUGGUCAACAUGUACGAUAUGAUCCUGGUGAAAGGGGCCGAGAUUGACCCUUCCUACAAAUUGGAAGAGAUUAAAAACAAUGAACAGCUGACUCCUUUAACGCUGGCCGUCAAGACCGGGAAAGUCGAGAUCCUUAAGCACAUAUUCCAGCGAGAAAUGAAGGACCCCAAGUUCCAGCAUCUUUCACGCAAGUUCACCGAGUGGCGCUAUGGUCCCAUCCAAAUGUCCCUCUACGAUUUGACCUCCAUCGACAGCGAAGAUGAGAACUCAGUGCUGGAGAUCCUGGCCUACAACAGCAACAUUCCAAAUCGGAACAAAAUGGUGGCCCUGGAACCCCUGAACAUGCUGUUUCGUUACAAGUGGGAAUCCUUCGUUAGAAAAAGGUUUUUCUUCAGCUUAUUCCUCUAUGGGACUUUCAUGACGAUCUUCACAGUCACUGCUUAUCACCACCCGCCAAAGCAUGAGGGUCUUCACUUCUGGAGGAGACGAUUCUCUCUGAAAGGUUUACUAAAGGGCAGCUGGUUCAGCAUAUUCCUGUUUGUGCAGGCAUCCAAUAUCUUGGCCUCAUGCGGGAUGUUCUUUGCAAAGAUGGAGAGCUACAUAGUGCCCAUGGUCUUCGCUUUGCUUUUGGGCUGGGUGAACAUGAUCUACUACAUCCGCGGGUUCAAGCACAUGGGAAUCUACAUCGUGAUGAUCCAGAAGGUCAUCUUGGAGGAUCUAUUGCAUUUCCUGUUGAUUUAUAUGGUCCUCCUAGUGGGUUUUACAACAGCUCUCAUCUUUCUCACUGGGAGCGCUUACGUCUUGGCGCACAACGCAUCUGUCCCGCUCAGCGACCACUCAAAAGACCACGGCAUACAUCUGGGGCCGCUUCAGACGGCUCUGCUGCUCUUCAGGUUCACCAUCGGCAUGGGCGACCUGGAGUACAAGGAGAACUUGAAGCACAGCUACGUCGCGAUGCUGUUGGUCCUCCUCUUUGUCGUCUUGACCUACAUCCUCUUGCUCAACAUGCUGAUUGCCCUGAUGAGCGAAAGGGUCGCCAAAAUCUCUGAGCACAGCAAGAGCGUCUGGCAGCUGCAGAGAGCCAUCACUAUUCUGGAGGUAGAGAAACACUGGACCAGAUGUUGGAAAAAGCCCCAGAGGGCCAGCUGUUACCGCCCCAUCGGCUCUGAGGACAACAGGUGGUUUUUUCGAGUCAAAGAGGUGAACUGGGAAGAUUGGACUGAAAAACUGGUCCUCAAAGAAGAACCCCAGAGGACGGAGUUUCUGGAGAAGUCGUCGGUCAGCGCAAACUCAGAACACAACACUCCUCCCCCCUUAAGUUCGCGCAGGCGUAGUCCUGCAAGUAAGCUGGACGCCGCCUGA
Molecule: messenger RNA, 2139 nt
Organism: Thamnophis elegans (Western terrestrial garter snake)
Lineage: Eukaryota; Metazoa; Chordata; Lepidosauria; Squamata; Natricidae
Product: transient receptor potential cation channel subfamily V member 2-like
Exons: 14
Coding region: 1-2139 (712 amino acids)
Biological process (GO): calcium ion import across plasma membrane
Cellular component (GO): membrane
Molecular function (GO): protein binding; calcium channel activity
Source: RefSeq, a predicted model, not a curated record